Molecule: messenger RNA, 519 nt
Organism: Salvia miltiorrhiza (redroot sage)
Lineage: Eukaryota; Viridiplantae; Streptophyta; Magnoliopsida; Lamiales; Lamiaceae
Exons: 1
Coding region: 1-519 (172 amino acids)
Source: RefSeq, a predicted model, not a curated record
AUGGCAAAAACCAAAGGAGGAGCAGGCUCCGGAAGCACCCAACCACCGAAGAAGAAAAGCACCAAACCUCCACCUCCAAAGCGUACCACGAGGCGAACCGCUUCGGAGGAGACCUCCACCAAAAUUACCGAAGACCCUUUGCUGAAUAUCCAGCCCGAGGACAGAGGGCGUGCCGAAGUCCUUCAACAAGAGGAACAGGAAGUAGCAAGAACAGCCGCCGAGUCAAAACAACCGGAAGAAGGGGAGCCCGAGCUCACCCUUCCUGUGAAGAAGUCAAAGAAGGCCCAGACGGGCAAGGCAACUCCGGCGCGAUCCAUUGUCGCACCACCACCUGUUCAAACCCAACCUCAACCGCAAAUUCCAGAAACCUCCAUGCAGGAGGGGAGAACAACUUCCGAGGAUACGGAAGAAGAAGAACAGGAGAAAGGGGGAGAAGAGAAGGUGGACGAGGAGGAGGCUGAUGAAGUAGAGGAAGUUGAGGCCGUUCAGGAGAAGGAGGUAGAGGUCCCGACACCAUAG